AUGAGGAGUCUAAUCUUUCUCGCUAUAUGCAUAGCAGCAUCUGAAACGUGCCCGUGUAUCAAAGACGGGAACUUAGAGGAAAAGUUCUGCUCAUCUGAUUUUGUUUCUCAUGCUAAAGUCCUCUCAAGGAGUCCAAACCUUCGCGAUCCGGAGCGUGAACAAAAGGUUGUCUUUGUAGUGGACCAUCUCAAAGUUUACAAUAAACGAAAUUUGAUGAAGUUGCCUCGUCGAGUCCUCACGGCUGCAGAAGAAGACUGGUGUGGAGUAGAUCUCCAAAUUGGACAGGAAUACGUUCUUGGAUGUCAGUUUUCUUAG
Messenger RNA from Strongylus vulgaris, 315 nucleotides. The record is from the annotation of a GenBank genome assembly. Lineage: Eukaryota; Metazoa; Nematoda; Chromadorea; Rhabditida; Strongylidae.